This is a messenger RNA of Lentinula edodes (shiitake mushroom), 1071 nucleotides long. Its product is annotated as WD40-repeat-containing domain protein. Lineage: Eukaryota; Fungi; Basidiomycota; Agaricomycetes; Agaricales; Omphalotaceae. Gene Ontology annotation, molecular function: protein binding. The transcript is spliced from 7 exons. The record is from RefSeq and is a predicted model, not a curated record. Bases 1 to 1071 code for a protein of 356 amino acids.
AUGGACGGUUCUUGUCCUUAUGUUGUUGUAAAAACUCUGAACACGCCAGCUCCUAUUUCUUCUUUUGACUUUGGCCAUGCAGGCCAUCUAUUCGCAGGAUCAGAUGAUGGAACAUUGCGCGUUUAUGACUUGUCUUCGUUCAAAGUUCUGAAAGCUGUUCGUGGACUCAAAAAUGAGGUAUCAUCCAUCGCUUGCUUCAAACGAAGUGGAUCAGAAUUCCGCGAUGCCUGGGUCGCGUGCGGCAACCAAAUUUUCCUCUUCAAAAUGGACAUGUCCUCUAUGAUAGCUACUGCUGAAGACGCAAUAUUAUCCCUCAGGCUGACUGAAGAUGAUGAUGUAUUGAACGAGAUUGACUUGGAUCCCACCAAAAAGCAUCUUGCUUUCAGUACAGAUUCUGGAGUGGUGGGUGUGGUUGAUCUUACUAGCCUAUUAGUUGCAAAAAUGAAAGAACAGCAUACAAGUGUAUGUGCUUGCGUCAAAUUCGUACCCGACAGACCAAAAGAGAUUGUCAGUGCUGGCUAUGAUGAGACCUUCCUCCACUUCGAAUUCCGAGAAGGCGCAAUACUAUCUCAACAAAAAAUCAGUUUCUCCCAAAAUACUGAAGGAGUGUCGCUUUCUCCGCCUUUUAUCCUGUCGACCGCGUUUUCUUCAACUGGUAUUCUAGCGGCUGGGACUGCAGAUGGUAGUCUAUGGAUUGGUCUGGGAGGUCAAAAGGUGCAUUCAAAAACCAAGUCAAAACGAUAUAGGAAAUGGAAUGGAUUAUCGGACGGGGAAAAACAAAUAUUUAUCAAGGUCGUGGACGGACCGAUCGUCGCAAUGUCCUUCUCCAGCCCAGAUAUUCUUACAACAUCCACUCUCCUCGGCUCAAUAGCACAGUGGAGAAUAAAUAGUGAAACCAGUGACCGAGAUAAGAACAUCAAGGAACUAUGGAGGAAGAAGGGAAUUGCACUGGAGAAAGUCAAUGCUCUAGUCACAAAUGAUACGAAAAUCGUCAUCGGUGGGUUCUCGAAAGAUGGAAAAGGUAUCAUAGAGAUAUGGGAUAGAGAGACACCUAUAGAAACAUCUAUAUGA